AUGCGCGCCGACUCCGGCGGCAUCCCGCCGCUGCGCCUGCCCAAGCUCUACUGCGAGCUGUACAACACCAACCUGCUCCUAAACCCCUGGCUGUCGCUGGAGGAGCAGCUGGCUGCACGGCGCAGCGACGGCGGCGACGUGCCCGGCCGUGGCAAAGUGCCGUGGCUGGCGCUGGGGGGCGGCCACCACUGGGCCUGGGGGGAACCGGCGGCCGAGGGCCUGACCACUGGCGGCGGCCCCUCCUGGCGCCCCGCAGGCGCUGUGGCCUCCAGCUACGGCUGGGCCCACAGCUGGCCGACGCUGAUGCAGGAGAUUGAUCUUGUGGCGGAGCUGGAGCGCCGCGGCGUGACCAGGGCCGCAGCCUGCGCCUUCUUGGACAGGGGGCCCGGUCUGGCGCUUGAGGUGUACACGGCAGCCAGGUUUGACUGCGGGGGGGAGUAUGAAGUCGGGCUGGCGCUGGACGGCAGGAGCGACCCGGUGCCGGUGGACGUGCUGGCACAGGUGUACUGGAUGGCGGGCUGCGCCGCCGUGUCCACCACCAGGCAGAUGGCAGCAGAGCCGCAGCGUUGGAGGCGCCAGGUGCUGCGCCUGGAGGCGUACCAGGCGGGAGUGCGGCGGGCCGUGGUGCUGCUGCGAGCAAGAGGCCAGCUCUUCUGGAGCGGCCAUUACGGCGCCAAGCUGAGCGCUCCGGCCCUGCGCUUCGUGGCGCCGCCGUGA
This is a messenger RNA of Chlorella variabilis, 717 nucleotides long. RefSeq lists its product as hypothetical. The transcript is spliced from 4 exons. NCBI's taxonomy places the organism in Eukaryota, Viridiplantae, Chlorophyta, Trebouxiophyceae, Chlorellales, Chlorellaceae. The coding region runs from base 1 to 717 and encodes 238 amino acids. The record is from RefSeq and is a predicted model, not a curated record.